AAAAAAAAGAAAAAGAGAGAAAAAGAAACUACACCAUCUCUCUAAGGGAGUGUCUAAUCGUUAGAAUCGAAGGUCUUGUUUAACGUUCAGGAAUGUCAGCUGGCAACGACAACGGAGAUCGGCUCACCCAGUUCAAAAACAAAGGGAAAGAUGUGAAUGAUCUAAGGCGCAGGAGGGCAGAAGUCAACGUGGAGCUGCGUAAAGCGAAGAAGGAUGAUCAGAUCCUGAAGAGGAGAAACGUCCAGACCCUCCUGGACGAGCCCACCUCUCCUCUCCAUGAUUCAGACCCCAAUGCACAGCCUCCUCAGCACUGGACUGUGGAGGAGAUUGUAGAUGGUAUAAACAGCCAAAAUCUAGAUCAUCAGCUGCAGGCCACGCAGGCAGCCAGGAGGCUCCUCUCAAGAGAAAAGCAUCCACCCAUUGACAACAUCAUUACUGCCGGCCUCAUCCCGAGGUUUGUUAGUUUUCUGGCACUGUCUGAUUGCCCCCCCAUCCAAUUCGAGGCAGCCUGGGCUCUGACCAACAUCGCCUCAGGAAACUCAGACCAGACCACUGCUGUGGUGGAUGGAGGGGCCAUCCCUGCCUUCAUCAUCCUGGUGGCAUCCCCCCACCCACACAUCAGCGAGCAGGCCAUUUGGGCCCUGGGUAACAUUGCAGGUGAUGGAUCCAACUACCGAGACCUAGUGAUCAAAGAUGGCGGUCUCAAUCCACUCCUCGCCUUGCUGUCAGUUCCUGACUUGUCUGUGUUUCCUUCUGGGUACUUGCGCAAUGUCACCUGGACGCUCUCCAACCUGUGUCGGAACAAGAACCCGGCCCCUCCUCUGGCGGCGGUGCAGCAGCUGCUCCCAGCCCUGGUGCGCCUCCUUCACCAUGAUGACAGGGAGAUCCUGGCCGAUACCUGUUGGGCCGUGUCCUACCUGACUGACGGCUCCAACGAGAGGAUAGAGGUGGUGGUGCAGGCCGGCCUGGUGCCCCGCCUGGUGCAGCUGCUGGCCUGUGGAGAGCUCUCCGUUGUGGUAAGUGUGGUGUUGAGAUUGGUCAUGUCAAAAGUAAAUGUUAUUUGUAACGGACUUUAGUGCAUUAUACAUUAA
Molecule: messenger RNA, 1091 nt
Organism: Notothenia coriiceps (black rockcod)
Lineage: Eukaryota; Metazoa; Chordata; Actinopteri; Perciformes; Nototheniidae
Product: importin subunit alpha-1-like
Exons: 7
Coding region: 93-1076 (327 amino acids)
Biological process (GO): protein import into nucleus
Molecular function (GO): nuclear import signal receptor activity; protein binding
Source: RefSeq, a predicted model, not a curated record